Molecule: messenger RNA, 3565 nt
Organism: Rana temporaria (common frog)
Lineage: Eukaryota; Metazoa; Chordata; Amphibia; Anura; Ranidae
Gene: PLPPR3
Product: phospholipid phosphatase related 3
Exons: 9
Coding region: 456-2567 (703 amino acids)
Biological process (GO): phospholipid dephosphorylation; signal transduction; phospholipid metabolic process
Molecular function (GO): phosphatidate phosphatase activity
Source: RefSeq, a predicted model, not a curated record
UUUGUGUGAAGUGCAGACUCUGCCUCUUUAUUUGUCUCCUCCUCUGUCUGUCCCUUCUCUGGGUUCCUUCCCUCCAUCACUCCUGGACAGCAUCCCUCCUUCCUCUUCUCCCUUGUCUUGUCCUGGGUACCAAUGCCACUAGUGUUACAGUCCUCCAGUAGGGCAUCUCUCCCAUUGUUAACUAGCAUGUAGGAGAGUCCCUUUGUAAGGUGUCCAGAAUUGCUCUUUUGUUACAGCGGGAUACAGAGAUUUUGCAGACCCUCCCCCAUGUGCUCUGUAUUCAUUCACAGGCAUCCUUUGGGCUCCUUACUACUGUAGCUCAGCAUCCUGCUCUACCUCUCUUUGUUCCUGGUCUCCCCUUAAAGUCGGUUUGAUGUUUCCUUCUCUACCCUGCAUCUCCCUCCCUUGACAGGCAUCCACUGGUCCCACAUCUCAAUAGUCACCCACUGGGUGCCAUGAUAUCCACUAAAGAGAAGACCAAACCUCGGCCUCCAAAGGACAGCAUGACUCUCUUACCAUGCUUCUAUUUUGUGGAGCUUCCCAUUGUGGCCUCCUCCAUAGUAUCUCUGUACUUUCUGGAGCUGACCGACGUUUUCCGGCCCGCACAGGGUGGAUUUCAGUGUCAUGAUCGAUCACUCUCUAUGCCAUAUGUUGAGAGCAAUGAAGAGCUCAUCCCACUACUCAUGCUGCUCAGUCUUGCAUUUGCUGCCCCUGCAGCCUCUAUCAUGCUCGGAGAGGGAAUCCUUUACUGUAUCCAGUCCAAACUGAAGGGCCGUGGUAGCUCUGAAGGAAGUAUUAAUGCAGGGGGCUGCAAUUUCAAUUCCUUUUUGCGCAGGACAGUUCGAUUUGUAGGUGUUCACGUUUUUGGCCUGUGUGCAACUGCAUUGGUCACUGAUGUCAUUCAGCUAGCUACUGGAUAUCAUGCUCCAUUCUUCCUCACGGUCUGUAAGCCUAACUACACAAGGCUUGGCACUUCAUGUGCUACAAACCCCUUUAUCACACAGGACAUAUGUACUGGAAAUGACCAACAUGCUAUUUUGUCUGCCAGGAAGACGUUCCCUUCUCAACAUGCCACACUUUCGGCUUUUGCAGCUGUCUACGUUUCUAUGUAUUUUAACUCCAUCAUAACAGAUAGUACAAAACUUCUAAAGCCAUUGCUAGUUUUCUCUUUUGCCAUUGCCGCUGGAGUGUGUGGACUUACCCAGAUCACACAGUACCGUAGUCAUCCAGUAGAUGUGUAUGCAGGAUUCCUAAUUGGAGCAGGCAUUGCUGCUUAUUUGGCUUAUCAUGCUGUGGGUAAUUUUCGGGCAUCCUCUGAGGACUCUUUGCCAGCACCCCCAAGUAAAGACGGUUUACGUGCUUUGACACAACGUGGACAUGAAUCUGUAUAUCACCAGAACAAAUCCUCAAGCAAUGAUGAACUAUCUCCCCGUCCAGGUGGCCAGGCUACCCAACGCCAGGUUCAGCGUGAGAAAAAUUCUCUUGGCAGCCUAAAACGUGCCAGCGUGGAUGUUGACUUAUUAGCCCCUAGAAGUCCCAUGGGAAAGGAGAACAUGGUGACUUUUAGCAACACUUUGCCCAGGGUGAGUACCCCAUCCAUGGAGGAUGCUGGCCGUCGGCACAUGACUAUGCACAUGCCCAGUGAAGGCUCUCGUCAGAGGACAGCAGGUCCUGAAUGGAAGCCAAAGCCUAUGGAAGGGCGUAGUCUGACACUUGGGGAGGAGGUAGCAUUGGCACAAGCCCAUCGAAGAGCAGCCUCUGAAACUUCGGGUAUUAUACUUGAUGAGCCAGACCCUGACAGAGUUCCUCCAUCACUUUAUCCCACAGUUCAGGCUCGGCCAGGAGCUCCUCGGGUACUUAUUCAGCCACGCCCUGCAGCUCCACCACUUCUUCACAUCCCUGAAGAAAAUCAACUUGGUUCCCCAAAAAGCAGUUCAGCAAUUAGAGCCAAGUGGAUGAUGAUGGCUGAAAAAGGUGGGGCACCAAGGGCAACUACAAAUCCUCCUAGAUUAAUGCAGGUGAUUGCCAUGUCAAAGCAACAGCAACAGCAGCAGGCAACCGUGCUAGGCUCGGGUACUCCAAAACAUUCUGAAACAUCUUCCUCUUCAACUACCAGCAGUUCUGACUCUUCACAGUAUCGCUCACCCUCAGAAAGAGAUAGUUCCAGCAUUGUCACUAUUGACGCUCAUGCACCUCAUCACCCUGUUGUUCAUCUCUCCUCAGGCAAUGGCCCAUGGGAGUGGAAGGCAGGACAAAAAGCUGGGGAUGCCCAAGAACCAGGAAGUUAUGACAUGAGCAAAGAUUUUCGUGGCUACAGGCCACCAAAAGGCGCUGGUGUGUCUCCUGGUUCCUCCAUUAGUGACCUAGAGCCUGACUCUGAACCACGUUGUGGACCAACUGUCAAUGUUGCUGGAGGUGUGCCAACACCUCUAAUAGCUGAAGCUAUUGGCCUUGCUAGCCGGGAAGCUAGUCUGAGAAGGAAACCCCAUACAAUCGAAAGGGAGGGUAGUGAAGAAGGGGACGAGCCAUUUUACAAGAAGAUUCAGAAUCAGCGAUUUAAGGACUGAAAUAUAGAAGAGGAAAAAUGUAAAUAUGUUGGCAUGUUGGACAUGGGGAAAUGACACUACACAAAACAGAAGCAAAUCACUGCCCAAUUAGCAUGGAAGAAUUACUCUUGUACAGAAAGUGAUGUCAAAUCUCCAUGGAAACUACUGAAAUGACAUUUUGAACUCUGUGUAAGAACAUAAGUAUGACAUACGUUUUCAUACAGUAAUGACUCAAGUUGCCUUCCUAAUUUGUACAGCACAUGGAACUGAUAGCAACUAAUCAUGAAUGCUCCUGUUUUGCUUACGAAAGACAAUUCCGUCAAGAUGAUUUUUGUAACAUUUAUAAGUAUGUAUGACAACAUUUUCUUUCCUUGACCAAAUGGGAAUCCACAGGUCUCUGCGGCUCAGUUAAAAAUUUGUUUCCCUCUGCUCAAACUUGCUCAGGAAGAAAUAAUGCACUGCACAAUGUCAAUUCAGAGAUUAAAGAUCGCAGUUUUGUAAACAAAAUAUUUCAGGCAGAAGUCAUGGUUAAAACAAAUGUAAAUUUUCUAAAGAUUUGUGGAUAAAGAGAGUGAUAAACGUAAAAAAUAAGGUGCACAACAGUAAGGUAUGAGUAAGGUUACUUUAUUCAGUAGUUGAGAACUGCAGUAAUCCAUAAUUAUAUUAACUCAGAAGACCUAAAAAACAUUUGGUGUGGAAAGUGUGUUUUACACAGGCCUCCCCUCUGAAGGAGAAUACAUUCUGUGGUUCUCAAAGGUGCUCAGUCUUUUUCAUGUUGGAGGAAAAGCUAUUAUUACACCACUUACAUUUUUUUGGCAACAAAAAUAUGUGUCCUACAUAUUCCAGUAGAAGUCCAUAUUUGAUCAUAUGAAAAAACUUGUAAUAUUGGAUUCAAAUUGGGACCUGACCCACAGGCUGCACUCCAUACGGCAUGACAGGGGUGCAUCCUAAACCACUGUUUGAAGAAUUUGUAUUCAGUUUCCACCAGCCUUUUGUCCAAUUAAACUGUCUCAAUUUUC